AGCCCUGACCGUAGUUGGACCCAAUGGCAACAACAGAUCCAUGCUCAAACCUCCUCUAUUUCAUCGAUUGCGAAUUCAAUUCAUCAAAAAUAACCGGAAGGAAGGCAACACUUCUGGAAGUUGGUGUUGUGAUUGUUUCUCCUUUUACACUGGAAGAGUGUGGAAGCCGGCGCUGGUACAUCAAGCCUCCCAGUGAGGAAGAUGUUUCGAAACGGCUGUUAAAAAACAAAGAUUAUAAAAAUAAAGCUACACCCUUUGAAGAGAUAGCUGUGGAACUCUGUGAGUAUCUAUAUGCCAAAGUUUGGGUGGGUCAUAAUAUAGUUAAGUGUGAUUUGGAUUUGCUCAUGAGUACAUUUAUGGCAUCAAAAAUGAAAUUCAUGGUCCGCGAUGAGGAUGGUGGAUCAUCUACAAUUGAAUACCCAGUAGCAUCACGAAUAAUUGACACGUGUUCAUCAUUCCAAACAUGUGGUUUUACAAAAGGGAAGAGAGGUGUUACUUCCAUUAGUCUUGAGAGUUUGGCCAGGCAUUUUAAGAUGGACGUCAAACAGAAACACGACACUCUUUCAGAUUGCCGAUUACUCCUUAAAAUUAUAUUGCGGUGCAGUGCUGUUCUCUUUUUGGAACCGGGAAAGAGACACAACUGUGCUGCUGCAGAGCAGUAUCUUUUAAAAAAAAAUGCAGAAGAUCAAAAUGAACCUGGGGAUGAUCACUUUCUAGAAGAUCAACUUGUGGACGAGGACAAAAUCAAUGAAGAUGACAAAAGAAAGCCAAUGGAGAUGGAAUCAGCGCAUCGGUAUAAGAUUGUGCCCAAACUCGAAGAGGAUCCUUACGAUGAAUUACAGGGGGCUGAGGUGAUAAAAAAAUACAGCAAUUUGUAUGAUUCUGCUCGGACUGCCGUUGUUGUUGAGGAUAAAGAUCUAGUAUAUCUAGGUAUGCUCAACGAUUAUUUCGUUAAAAAUAAGAAAGAAGCUACGGUUCUUAAUAAGUUACUCUGUGAGGGGGAAACACGUAGAGAAAACUUAAGCAGCCAAUAUAAAGGACUGCCUCUGAAUUGGAGAGGUCGAGUAUUUGUUAUGAAACAAGGGCAAAAGGACAAUGGCUUUUAUGACAUAUUUGGAAAAGAUAGAGUGGUCAUAUUCCUCCAUUAAUAAAAGGACCUCUGAUUCUUCCCUGGCAUAUGCUAUUCCUUCCGUGGAUCCUUCCAGAUAACUAAAGAAACAAGUAUCUUUUCCCCGAGUUUCAGGUUCCUGUAAACAGGACAGCCAAUCUCCCUAUGUUACUGUUCACGCGCCAUUGAUUUACUAAGCAUGGCUACGUUUGCCAGAGGAUGUGGAUGCUAAUGCUAGAAAGAUGUUUAUUGAUGAAGUGAUGGAGCUAGUUGAGCUUAACCCAUUGAGGUGAGCACAUGUUGGGUUGCUCAGUGUCAAUGGUCUCUCGACCGAACAACACAAAAAGCUAACAAUCAUGUUCAGUUAGUGGCUAACUCAAACAUAUUCAUGGAUGAGCCAAUUUCAAGACUUAAUCCUAGAGCUGCUGCAGUGGUGUAAGAGCUGUGAGAAACAUUAUUGAUACUGGUUGAACCGUCGCCUGCACUAUUCAUCAACUCAGAAUCAACAUUUUUGAGGCCUUUUGAUGAUGACAGAGCAUGCAUGUAUGGUGAAGAUGGUAUUUCUGGGCGUGCCCCGUUAUGUGGACAUGAGGUUAUUGAAGGUGAAAACAUGGUUGCUUCGAUUCAAAAUGUGAAGGUUUUCUUGGAAGGUUACUUUGGGUUUAAGCAUGAGUUUCUUGGAGCGGUUUCGAUUAUGACUGGUGUGUUCCACAACCCCCCCCCACCUUUCAUCAUUUCCUUGGCGAUUAAAACAUUCAACUUCCAGUAAAGAUAGAGGUGCCUCUGCGUUCUUACAAGUAUAUGUACACAGUAUGAUUAGGCAUGGACCCGGAAUAGAACUGCUAAUCGAAGUUGCAGAUUUGAUAUGGUGAAGUUGACCCACUUUUUUCAAGUGGCAAUGCGGCAUGGAUAAAAAUCAACAAUGUGAUUCCAAUCAUUUAGCAGAAUUCUCACUAAAGGUCCAAAUCACUCGAAAUGUUUCGAUGGCAGUCGCUGGUGACUAGUAGGGUUGGCCCACCUGACAUGAUUUUUGAGGCCUUUUUAUGAGAGAGGACUACAAGAGAUUUAUGUCCUGCCCUUGGGACGUAAUUCAUGCCAUUUGAUUGUUACUUUGAGAGUGGCGAAAAUCAAGGAAGAAUACAAUCCAACAACAUGGAUGUUUGAUGUGACAACCUCAGCAGCUCAAAAAUGUUAUUAGGAGUUGAUUUUACAGAUGUCUACAAGAACUCAGAUCUAUACAAAACAAAGUUUUGAUGAGUGUAUUAAGCACACCUCGCCCUUGUUCCAAGGACUUGUAUUUUCCAACACACUACUGGCAGUGUUUCUGGAGCCAAUUUGUGGCCUGUUUGUGGAAGCAACACUGGUCUUAUUGGCGUAACACAUCUUACACCGCAGUUAGGUUCCUCUUCACAACUGUCAUUGCAUUGGCUUUAUGGGCAAUAUUCUGGGCCCUUGGUACUAAAGCUCAGAGGAAGAAAAUUUUGCUUAAUGCAAUGGGGUCCAUGUAGAAUGUGGUUCUCUUUAUUGGAUGUAUUCGGCAUUGCCAUAUGCCUUCGGACAAUUAUGGUGUUAUUGUUUAUGCUAUGAUCGGAUUUAAAUGGACAGUGGCCAAGUUUUUCUGGCCCUCUCCAUAAUAUUGAAGGUGAAAACAUGGUUGGUUCGAUUCAAAAUGUGAAGGUUUUCUUGGAAGGGUUACUUUGGGUUUAAGCAUGAGUUUCUUGGAGCAUCCAACUUCCCAUAAAGAUAGAGGUGCCUCUGUGUUCUUACAAGUAUAUGUACACAGUAUGAUUAGGCAUGGACCCGGAAUAGAACUGCUAAUUGAAGUUGCAGAUUUGAUAUGGUGAAGUUGACCCACUUUUUUCAAGUGGCAAUGCGGCAUGGAUAAAAAUCAACAAUGUGAUUCCAAUCAUUUAUCAGAAUUCUCACUAAAGGUCCAAAUCACUCGAAAUGUUCCGAUGGCAGUCGCUGGUGACUGGUAGGGUUGGGCCACCUGACCUGAUUUUUGAGGCCUUUUGAUGAGAGAGGACUACAAGAGAUUUAUGUCCUGCGCUUGGGACGUAAUUCAUGCCAUUUGAUUGUUACUUUGAGAGUGGGGAAAAUCAAGGAAGAAUACAAUCCAACAACAUGGAUGUUUGAUGUGACAACCUCAGCAGCUCAAAAAUGUUAUUAGGAGUUGAUUUCACAGAUGUCUACAAGAACUCAGAUCUCUACAAAGCAAAGUUUUGAUGAGUGUAUUAAGCACACCUCGCCCUUGUUCCAAGGACUUGUAUUUCCCAACACACUACUGGCAGUGUUUUUGGAGCCAAUUUGUGACCUUUUUGUGGAAGCAACACUGGUCUUAUUGGCGUAACACAUCUUACACCGCAGUUAGGUUCCUCUUCACAAACUUUCAUUGCAUUGGGUUUUUGGGCAAUAUUCUGGGCCCUUGGUACUAAAGCAGCAUGCAUGUAUGGUGAAGAUGGUAUUUCUGGGCGUGCCCCUUUACGUGGACAGGGGGUUAUUGAAGGUGAAAACAUGGUUGGUUCGAUUAAAAAUGUGAAGGUUUUCUUGGAAGGGUUACUUUGGGUUUAAGCAUGAGUUUCUUGGAGCGGUUUCGAUUAUGACUGGUGUGUUCCACAACCUCCCCCCACCUUUCAUCAUUUCCUUGGCCAUUAAAACAUCCAACUUCCAGUAAAGAUAGAGGUGCCUCUGCGUUCUUACAAGUAUAUGUACACAGUAUGAUGAUUAGGCAUGGACCCGGAACUGCUAAUAGAAGUUGCAGAUUUGUUAUGGUGAAGUUGACCCACUUUUUUCAAGUGGCAAUGCGGCAUGGAUAAAAAUCAACAAUGUGAUUCCAAUCAUUUAUCAGAAUUCUCACUAAAGGUCCAAAUCACUCGAAAUGUUUCGAUGGCAGUCGCUGGUGACUGGUAGGGUUGGGCCACCUGACCUGAUUUUUGAGGCCUUUUGACGAGAGAGGACUACAAGAGAUUUGUGUCCUGCCCUUGGGACGUAAUUCAUGCCAUUUCAUUGUUACUUUGAGAGUGGCGAAAAUCAAGGAAGAAUACAAUCCAACAACAUGGAUGUUUGAUGUGACAACCUCAGCAGCUCAAAAAUGUUAUUAGGAGUUGAUUUCACAGAUGUCUACAAGAACUCAGAUCUCUACAAAGCAAAGUUUUGAUGAGUGUAUUAAGCACACCUCGCCCUUGUUCCAAGGACUUGUAUUUCCCAACACACUACUGGCAGUGUUUCUGGAGCCAAUUUGUGACCUUUUUGUGGAAGCAACACUGGUCUUAUUGGCGUAACACAUCUUACACCGCAGUUAGGUUCCUCUUCACAAACUUUCAUUGCAUUGGGUUUUUGGGCAAUAUUCUGGGCCCUUGGUACUAAAGCAGCAUGCAUGUAUGGUGAAGAUGGUAUUUCUGGGUGUGCCCCUUUACGUGGACAGGGGGUUAUUGAAGGUGAAAACAUGGUUGGUUCGAUUAAAAAUGUGAAGGUUUUCUUGGAAGGGUUACUUUGGGUUUAAGCAUGAGUUUCUUGGAGCGGUUUCGAUUAUGACUGGUGUGUUCCACAACCUCCCCCCACCUUUCAUCAUUUCCUUGGCCAUUAAAACAUCCAACUUCCAGUAAAGAUAGAGGUGCCUCUGCGUUCUUACAAGUAUAUGUACACAGUAUGAUGAUUAGGCAUGGACCCGGAACUGCUAAUAGAAGUUGCAGAUUUGUUAUGGUGAAGUUGACCCACUUUUUUCAAGUGGCAAUGCGGCAUGGAUAAAAAUCAACAAUGUGAUUCCAAUCAUUUAUCAGAAUUCUCACUAAAGGUCCAAAUCACUCGAAAUCCGCACCCUAAUGUCAGACCUAUGACAUAUGCCGAAAGCUUCUUCCAAAUGUUCUCUUAGCUCCAACACAACCGUAUUAUGCACGUCGCCGACAUAAAUCAUGGUUCUGAAAGGCAGGAGAAGAGUCAAGAGAUGCCUCAGAACUUGCUGACAUUACCAUUUGCUUGCCAUGCAUGAUUCUUUUGGGGAGCCUCUAAUUACCUCACUGCUUAUAGGAAUUCUUACAGGACUUAUAUCUUGUAUGCUGACAAAAUAUAGGUUUAUAGUUUCAACGACACGUUUGAAAGAUACAAACUGGUGCGACUAUAAACACUUUAUACUUUCCGCCA
Messenger RNA from Cuscuta epithymum, 5248 nucleotides. The record is from the annotation of a GenBank genome assembly. Lineage: Eukaryota; Viridiplantae; Streptophyta; Magnoliopsida; Solanales; Convolvulaceae.